Seriola dumerili (greater amberjack) is the source of this 3416-nucleotide messenger RNA. It is a transcript of the gene magixb, whose product is annotated as membrane-associated guanylate kinase, WW and PDZ domain-containing protein 2-like. The transcript has 17 exons. The record is from RefSeq and is a predicted model, not a curated record. Bases 1 to 3339 code for a protein of 1112 amino acids. Gene Ontology annotation, molecular function: protein binding. Gene Ontology annotation, biological process: signal transduction. Gene Ontology annotation, cellular component: cytoplasm. NCBI's taxonomy places the organism in Eukaryota, Metazoa, Chordata, Actinopteri, Carangiformes, Carangidae.
AUGUCUAAGACAGCGGUGAAGAAGCUGCACUGGCGUUCCAAGGUGCAGGACAGCUUCGUCCCCUUGCUAGGCUCGUCGGGGGAACUGGGGAUCGCCAUUGGUGGAGGAGCAGAUUAUGGAGAGUUUCCUUUUGUCACGUCGGCUCCCGGGGGCGGACUCACAGUGGGUGAUAUCAUCCUUGAAAUUGGGGGGACACCUGUAUUAGGGAUGACAUUAGGAGAUGUCCGUGGUGUUCUCAACUCCUGCCCCCAUCCUAUCCGCAUUAAAACUGUGUCACCAGGCUCCACAUUGUGCAAGGAUCUCAGGUUGUAUCUGAGUAAGUGCUUCACACCUGGCUCAGUGGACAGCCAGCUUCAGCAGGUCAUCCGAGAGAACCUCUACCUCCGCGCUGUACCUUGUACAACGAGGCAGCCCAGAGACGGGGAAAUCUCAGGGGUGGACUACAACUUUGUCUCCAUUGAGGAGUUCUUCUCCUUGGAGGAGUCAGGAGCACUGCUUGAGAGUGGCAAGUUCAAAGGGAAUUACUACGGCACACCUCGGCCCGUUCACAUCAGCGCAGACAGCCCCCCCAUCACCUACCAGGAACACCGCAACCUGCUCAGAAACUUCCGCACACGCAGCAAAUCGCUCAGCAACCUGGAGAAGGCUGCAGAGGACGGAGAAAACAGCGAGGACGACUCCGGCCUCUCAGGAGGCUCUGCGGGCAUCAGCGGCAGCAUCCUUCCUACCCACCGCUCCCCUGGUCGGCCCCGGGCAUACAGCAACGGCGGGGAUGGUUGUGCCAUAGAGAACGGGAUCAUUGGCAUCAGAAGUGGUGCCAGGGUGAGAGCUGUGAUGCCUGAUCACUGGGAGCAGGCCUUCAGUGACCCAGGAGACUCUCAUUACAUAGAUCGCAACCCAAAGAGGACCAGCUGGCAGAGUCCUCGAGCCUCAAGCAGGGAGACCGUCUAUAAAAAUGAAUGGUUCACAGACCAGCCUGUGGAGCUGCGGGGUUUCCCUGUGCACACACACUUGACUAAGGGCUCCAGAGGGUUUGGUUUCAAUAUCGUGGGGGGCAGCAGGCCAAGAGAGUUCCUCCAGGUCUACAGUGUGACUGCAAGUGGACCUUCAGCACUCAAGACAGCGGACCUCCUGGUGUACAUCAAUGACGUCUGUGUGUUGGGAGUGUCUCACAAAGAGGUGGUAGAGAUGCUCAAGUCUGUGCCUGUGGGCCACAGCGUGGAUGUCGAGGUUAGAAGAGGCUAUCCCAUGCUCUACAACCCUGACGGUUGUCCCAAGCAGCCCCCGCCAAGGCUACUGGACAGCGGGGACCCCAUCCUACCACCCACCACCACCCAGCCUCAGCCUCUUCACCAGCUGCCUCGCCUCCCAACACCCACUCCCCGUACCCAGCAGCACUUUAACUUUAAUGGGGUCCACAGUGACGGAAGCUACAUGGAACCAGGGGUGACUCUAGAUGCAAAUGGAAAUGCAAUGUCUUUCGCCAUCAGACAGCCGCCCUCAUACAGACGCUCCAGCAUGAGCAAUGCCGCCUCUUCACCCCCCGUGCGCCCACCACGUUCCCUGAGAAGUUUAGCCAGGCUGCAGUCACUCGAUCAAACCCUGGCCAGCCAGAGUGACAGUGAAGUUGUCUCUGCGAUUGGUUCACACAGGGCAUCAAUGAUUCGUAAUCACAACAAUAACUCCCUCUCAGCACCCCCUCAUCCUUUACGUUACGGCACAUCCAAGUCGUCAGAGAGCGACCUGUCCACCUGCACCCUCUCGGGGUCACGGCUGCCCCUGCCUCAGUCGCCCAGGAGGCCGUCAUCCUCUCCCGGAGGCCCCCGCAGCGCUCACUCCCGCCUUUUUACACCGCAGACCUCGCACCUCAGACCCCCUCCCACCCCUGACAACCCCCAUCACCGCACCUUCAACGGUUUCCAUAGCAACACCAGCCCCACUGCGAGUCCCAGCAGUGUGUCCUCUCCUGGGGCGAUGAGUGUGGGCAGUGGACUUGGCAGCGGAGGCGAGCUGGUACCGGUGGCCUUGGCCCAGAUUGAAGGAGACAGAGGCCUCGGCUUCAGCGUUACGGCUGGUGGUCCGGGAGGCAGGAUAACUAUAGUGAAGAGAGUCUGGGACCGGAAGCAGUGCAACUCUCUGCAGCCAGGGGAUGCUAUUGUCAAAAUCAAUGGAGCUGAUGUCCAGAGUCUUAGCUUUGCACAGGUACAAACAGUCCUCCAAGAACACACCAAACAGGGAGAAGUCAUCUUAUUGGUUUACAGAGGAGGCGUCUGUCAUUCAGCCAUCUCCCCCGGCUCUAUUCGGAGACUUCCCCCGCCUCUUCUCCGCCCCCCUCCUCCACCUGUUGGCUCAGAUGACUCCAGUGUGCUCCCAGAAGCGUUGCCUAUGCCCCGCACUUCCAUCAGCACUCCUCCCUCCCCAGCCCCAACACAUUCCUCGCUGAUUCAGAGCACCAGUUUCCUGGAGUCGAUUCCGGUGACACUGACGAUGGAGCCCAAAGACUGGAUCAACACGGGCCUGGAGGAUGAGGCGGGUGGUGUCACAGUGCCUGAUUCAGGUGCAGUGAGGCAGGGUGGUGAACGAACUCGGCCACUACGAGGGUUUGAUGUGGAGCUCAGGAGAAAGCCGGGAGAGGGCUUUGGGUUCGUCAUUGCUUCUCAGGAUGUGGAGAAUGGCAAAGCUGCCUCUCUUCUCCCUCACCGGUUUGUGACGGUCCGUCGAGGCAGCCCAGCAGCCAAGAGUGGGCAGAUCCGGCCUGGAGAUCGACUGGAGGCGGUAGAAGGACACUCAGUGGUGACUCUGCCUCAUCGAGAGCUUGCUCAGAUACUUCGCAGAGUUGGAAAUACUCUACGGCUCACCAUUGUCCCCCGUCCAAGCACCUACACUUCUAGCCUUUCAGAAGCAAAUGAAUAUGACCCCGGUCACAAAAGCAGAAAAGGUCAGAGGUCACGUCCAAAGCGUGACUCCAGGUAUUACAGUGUGGACCUGGAUCGUGGACCCUCAGGCUUCGGCUUCAGCCUCCGAGGGGGCAGUGAGUACAACAUGGGCCUCUACGUCCUGGGACUGAUGGAGGGGGGACCAGCCUCACGGAGCCAGAAAAUGCAGGUGAGCGAUCAGCUUGUGGAGAUCAAUGGCGACAGUACAGCAGGGAUGACGCACAGCCAGGCCGUCGAGCAGAUCCGCAGGGGAGGCCACCGCAUCCACCUGGUGCUCAAGAGAGGAAACGGCUACGUGCCUGACUAUGUGGAGCUCUCCAGUUUGUCUCUAUGUAUGACCAACUCCAAGCUAGGCGAGCCUUGCUUCUAUGUCAUUGGACGGACAGAGAAUACGCGGCCGUGAGCACAGAAUCACCUCCCCCUCCCUCCUGCGUCACCCCAAGGAGCAGGGUUUGGCUGCAGUAGACUCCACUGGGCGGA